This is a messenger RNA of Anopheles funestus (African malaria mosquito), 7699 nucleotides long. It is a transcript of the gene Tis11, whose product is annotated as protein TIS11. The record is from RefSeq and is a predicted model, not a curated record. NCBI's taxonomy places the organism in Eukaryota, Metazoa, Arthropoda, Insecta, Diptera, Culicidae. The coding region runs from base 1676 to 3295 and encodes 539 amino acids. Gene Ontology annotation, molecular function: mRNA binding; metal ion binding. The transcript is spliced from 4 exons.
CCACCAAGUGUGAUCGUGUACAACACACGGGCACAGAAUUGAAACGAGCGGCGUCCAGUGCAGAUCGUAGCGGACUUUGCGCAGCAAUUGCGAACAAGUUCGGUGAGCCAAGUUGAACUGCAAGAGUCUUUAGCAUUCAGGCCCAGCAGCAGCAGCCCACGCGUUACGCGCAGAGUGCAGAAAUCGAAAGGUGAAAGAUCGGUUGAAGCAGCAAAUGUACAGCGCGUGCACAGCGGAAUUAAAUUGUGAACAUUGACGCACUUACAGGACACAUUGUUUCGAAAAGUGUUUCUCUUUUCCGGUGAAAUAAAUCGUGUGCUAUCGGGAACUUAUUUUCGCGCAUUUACUUAGAACAAACGCAAGAAGUUAGCCGCGUGUGUGUUUGCGUCCGGUAAAGCUUUCCGCGAAACACGGUUAUCGGUGUGUAGCAAGAAAUUAGCAACAGUUUUUUGAAACUGCACACGAAAUAACCAGUCAUCCAGGUUCGGUUUGUGAAUUGUCACACAGUCCCCGACGUUCUACUCUCAAACGCACCGUUCCCGAUAUAGCGAAGAAAAAAGGAACAUUUUUUCGACUACCAAGUGUAAACGUUCUUCAGUAGUAGUGGCAAAAGUGAAACAUUAUUAGUGUUCCGCGCAGUUCCAGUACGAAUAGUGUGUGAUCCCGCGGCGGAAACCAUUUUCGAUUUCAUUUUUUUUGCGAAUCAGGUCGCAAAUUAUUAUUCGAAACUAAACACACAAAAAAAGGAAAAAAUUAAACGAACAAAAUCCUUUUUCACUUGGCCCUCAAAAGCAAAGCUCCACCUGCGAAAAGUUCGAAAAACGUUCGCGAAAAGAAAAAUAAAACGACAGCGCACCCACACUGGUACGAGCCCGGUUUCAAGAACUGCACAAUUUAAACGCGCGCUUCAAAGAAAGUGAAUCGUAGCAAAGCGAGUAACGAGAGAGGUUUGUGAUUUGUUCAAAGUGAAAAUCAUUAUUUAAAAACGGCCCAAAUAGUGCAUUUUCCGGAGUCGAGAAAAAACGAAAUCGCUAUUAUACACGCGCGCUCGGUUGUCUCUCCGCCAUAUCAAUUUCGUUUGCUGCAACAAAAAAGAAAAAGGAAGGAAAAAAAGCAAAGUGUUCUGCGGAAGGAAUUCCUCUGCUGUAAUAGUUCCCCGGAAAAGCGAAUGAGUGUGUUGGUCGAUAUUUUAAGUUUUUGAGCUUUUGUUUUACUACUAUUGUUUUUCCACCCUAACAAAAGUGGCGGUGGUGUGAUUCUCUCUGUGGUGUGGUUUUUUUUAUUCGCUGAUACAACCAAAAAGUGAUCUUUGGUGUGCGGCCCCGAGAGCAAAAGCGCGCCUCCUGAGUGUGAUACAAAAGUGAGCUUUUGUGUUUGUGUUACGUGUGUGGUAUUGUGCCUCUUUGUGUGUGCAUUCGCCCGCAAACAAGAUCGGGCAAAAGGUAAAUCGAUCAGCGCGAAUCGGCGAGAUAUUCUAGCUCUCGUCAUCAUCCGCAGGCUUUUUGCGUGUUUUUUAGCAGCAAAAGUGUGCGUUAAAGUGCGUAUGUGCUACCUGUGUUAGUAGUGCGUGCGAUACCAACAAGUAAAAUUCGUGCCUCGUGUGAAGCGGCUGGAAUAAAAAUCUCCAUUAGAAAAAAAGAGCCUGAAAAACGAGCGCAUCCUCCGUAGCAACAACAUGUCUACUGCGAUAAUGCACAGCGCGUCACUCUACGAUUUUGGAGAGUAUCCACGCAAGAAUCAGACGAACACUUCCCGGAGCAACACACAGAUGAUCGUUGGAGGUGGGGGUGUUGGUGGCGGCAACGUACACAACAUCACCCCUGCCGGUGGUGCGUCGAACACUAGCAACGCGUUCGUGUUUUCGCCCACCUUCAAUGUUACCGCUGCGUUGGUCGCUACCAAUGGCAGUGGCAACGCUCAGCAAACGCUUAACGGCAACCAUCAUAUUGAGCAGCAGCAGCAGCAGCAUCAGCAGCAAUCUCAGCAAUCGCCACACUUUCACCGUAAGAUCCCGCUGAGUCGGCUGCUGCUGGAUCUGGAUGAUGCUUCAACCCAGCACAAGCAGCAACAGCAGGGCAAUAAUAAUGGUGGCAGUGGGGCGACACACCAUCAUCCCCUGUUCCGUACCGCUUCCCAACCAGCGACCCGCCAGAUGGUGGGAAAUCUGUUGGAGAUGAUCGCGCUCAACGGUAUCAAGCUGUCCCAGGACAUGAGUUUCGGCAGCACCGGCAGCAACAGUGCUAACUCCAUUAGCAGCAACAAUGGCAACAACAACAACCAGCUCGCUACUACUAGCAACACCACUUCCUCCUCCUCCGGUCACCGGAAGUUGGAACGAACGCAGUCCGAACCGCUGCCACAGCAAGUAAAUACCUCGAGAUACAAAACCGAGCUCUGCCGACCGUACGAGGAGGCGGGAGAGUGCAAGUACGGUGACAAGUGUCAGUUCGCGCACGGCAUGCAGGAGCUGCGUAAUCUGCAGCGCCACCCGAAGUACAAGACCGAACUGUGCCGCACGUUCCACAGCGUCGGUUUCUGCCCGUACGGGCCACGCUGUCACUUCGUGCACAAUGCGGAGGAAGCGCGCAACCACAACCGCAACGUGGCGGCUUAUCAUGCACGGUUGGCCGCGGCUGCUGCAGCCGCUGCCGGCAACAACUCAUCGUCCCAGUCGUCGCAGGGUGCGGCCCGAAACGGCAACAACGGUCCCAGUAUGCUUAACGGCAACAACCAGCAGCAUCAUCAUGGACACGGUCAUCACCACAGUCAGCAGCACAAGGCACUGUCGAUGGCACAGCUGCAAACGGCCAUUCUGCAGCAAUCAUCCAUGGCCCAUGCGCAGCAGCAACAGCAGCUUCAUCAUCAUCAGCAACAACACCAUCAUCAUCAUCAUCAGCUGCCACUCAGCCCGGCACUGUCGAUGUCCACCGGGUCUGACCGCGCUUCACCGAUCGGCUCGCUGUCCCUGAGCCCAACCACAUCGAUGGCGAACUUUUUCCCGGAAGCGAUCAGUCCCACGCUGCAGCAGGGUGGUGCCAUUCCACAGCCGUUCCUCUUCCCGACCAGUCCACCGGCCAGCCCGAUCGAGGGCCUGUCGCCAAUGGCCACACCACCGCCGUCAUCACCCUCACUAGUCGCCAUGAAGAUGGGUGGUUCAGGAGGAGCAGGUGGAUCGAUGGGUCACGCGGGUGUUAAUAAUAUGGCCACCACGGUUGGCAUUGGGCAGGAGGAACGCCUUCCGGUGUUUAAUAUGUUGAGCUCCGUCGUCGAACCGUACGCUCAACUCUCACUGUAAAAACACCCUCCCUAUAUAUAUAUGUCAAUAUAUAGAGUCAGCGACAGUAGCAGCAGCAGCAGCAGUAGCAGCAGAGCACACACACACCUUAGGUACGCUAGAAAGCAUAACUUUUUGUUCUAAAAUUUUGACGUCCUUCUGUUUGGUGUGAUAUGUAGAAAGGAGGAACUAUUUUUUCGGAUGGGAUUUUUUUUUUGUUGGGUUUUUGUAACACACCGCGGGCGCCCGUUGGUGUUUUCUUCUGAAAAGAGAGAGAGAGAGAGAGAGAGAGGGAGAGCUUCUCUCUGUUUUGCUAAUUGUGUAAAGAAUUUAACAAACUUGUAUAACGCAGGUUUUUUGUGUGUGCAUCCUUUUCCAUCUGUAUUGUAUGGAGCUCGUGAAUUAAAUGGAUGACUCCCCGAUACAUAUAUACGCAACACCAGCUGAUAGUGUUGCCAGCUAACAUGCUACCGAAAAAAAAACAAUAGGUCUCAGUAAUGGUGAGCUUUUUUUUGGGGGGUGAGGGAAUUUACAGAACUAUUUUGACGUAUUUAUAUUUAAACCUUAUUCGAACGAAAGAUCGAGAGAUAGCGAGAAAGUACAUUGCCUUUUUUCUGAAGGGAUAGAAUGAAAUGAAAAUAUGUGCGCCACGAGAUAAAAGGAACAUAUGCGCAGGAAAUAACUACUAAACGAAACACAAGAACUAACGGAUAGAAGGAAAUAUUUAUUGAUUUUUGCACUAUAUUUACAUACACCCUUAUUUGUCGUCUGAUUCAGUUUCUUAUGUGAUGUAAUACGGUACGCUAGUAAUAAUAUUAUUGGAAUAUUUCUUUUAAUUAUUGUCUCCCCUUUAUAGAUGUAUAAUUGUCAUAUAGCUAUUUGACUUUUUUUUCUUUCGCUAACGGUAUAAACGUAUGAAGUGAUUGAAAACACGGGGGGCUGUGUGUGUGUGUAAUUGAUUGGAAAGUAAAUCUAUAUCAGGUGUUGCGAAUUUUGCCUGAAACGUUAAAACAAAACGCAAAUAGCAGGAGGAUAGAUAAACCGAUAUCAAAAAGCUAUUGAUAGUAAACACACACACACCCCUAUUCAGCCAUCUUCCGUAUGGGAGGGGUACGCACCAGGAAGCGCAUCUGUCGGUGUGUGCACUUAACUGCAGAUAAAGCAAAUGCGCUUAGAAGAGAAUGAAACAGAGGAGAACGAAGAGAGAGAGAGAGAUAAAGUGAGUUUGCCAAAUAGAAGACAGAACGUAUAUAUAUAAUCCGUUUGAUAUGACGAGAAUGAGAGCGACAGCACAAAUAUGCCACCAUUUUUUUUAAAAAAGCUCAUAAUGUACAAUCCGCUUUCGCUCCCAUCGAAAAGACUACCUGUUGAUAUCGACUACUUCUAACACUGUUUCUUCAACUUUUCCAACUAUACAGCACUUGCGCGCACCGUUGUUGCUUGUUUUUUUUCUUCAUAAUAUUAUUGUACGAAUGAAAACCCACAUUUAUAGUCACUAAACUCAGAUUUAUUUAAUUAUUAUUUAUUACAUCUACGCAAACACACAUUUCUUGUUGGUAAUACAGAGAGUAAGGAGCAAAGACUACGCCAGUGUUUGGUGUGUUUCGUUUUAUCACUCCUACACUGAUAAUAUCUAAUCUGCACACAUUUAUUAUACGCUGUCACGAGCCGCCUUUCAUACUUUUGUACUUUUUCUCACCGAAUUCAAUUUCUUUUUAUUGUAUUCCAUUUUGUUUCAUGAACUGAAAAAACGUCAAUGUUGCAACCUUGUUAUGUAUCCCUCUCUCUCUCUUUCUUCCUCAAUUUCCCCUGACCCCGAACCCAGGCAGUCAUAUUAUUAAACUGAUUUCGUAUUUUUUAUACAAACUAUGUAUUAAUGUGCUAUAUUACACAUACAUUAUAAACCGUACGACUAUAUAUAUAUUUCUUUUUGCGUGUGUGAAAUAUGGGUGAUGAUAACGAAACUAUAGAUAGACAGUAAACCAACGAAUUGUUUCUGCGCACCGAUAGAAUCCCUUUUUUUAAUUUAUUUUAUUUAUUCUCAACUUCCUUUGAAGCAAAAGAAAAACGGUUAGAAAUACUAAUGCACUCACACCCCCACACGGAUAUAGAUGGUGGAAAGAAUUAAACGAAAAAAAAAACUAAAGUAAAUUCAAUUAUAUAUUAUAUUGCUGAAAAUGUAAACCCGCUCAUAAAUUAUAUGCAUUAGGCAGCAAAACAGCACCACAAUAUGGCAACGCGCCGCACCCUGAUCAUUUACUUGCCACAAUAGCUUGAACUGUGUAAACGUCACCUAAUAAUCCACUUUUUUAUUUGUAUUUUUUUUACAAUAGUUGGCAUGAAAUUUUGUGUUUUUGGUGUUGUAAUAAGAUUCGUCCUUUUGGGAUAGUAAUAAUAAUUUAAAAAAUGGCCCAAAAUAAGACAUGAAACAUUUGAGCCAAAUUAGACACUCUCUGGGACCUCGACUCACCCACCUAAUUCCCUAGAUUAUAAUAAAGGCAAUGUAAAAGACCACUCACUCAUCCGCUGUUGUAAGCCACAUAUGGGGAUUUUUCGUUUGUUUGUUUUUUUUUUGGCGAUGAGAGAUUAUUUAUCAGCAGAAAUGUGAUGUUUUCUGGUGCGUGCAGCAAAGAUGUGUGUUUGUGUUUGAAUCACUAAUUUAUACUUACAUUAAUCUUCCAAAAAAAAGACGAAUUAAAAUGUACGAAGAAACAGAGGGCACAAGCAAAACAAAAGGCACAACAACAACAAAACAAAAAGUGAUCACUAAGCUAAAGCACGUUUAGAUGUUUAGAAAAUAAGCAGCAAAAAACCACCUCACACACACACACACACACACACGCUCUGCUUUAUAAAGGAGCCUCCCAUAACGCAGCAGCAGCAGCAGCAGAAGACACAAACAGCCACCGUUACUUUCAGCAGGAAAUUGUUUAGCAGAGAGAAAGGUCCUACCGUCAUCAAUAGCUAGAAUCAAGAACAGUGAACGGUGACCCACAAGAGAACGAUGUGUAAAGCGCAUAAAAAGACGAUCAUUUAGAUGGAAAAGGAAAAUAAUGGAACCAAGUGGAGGGGUGAGACAGGAACUAAAAUCAAAAGCACAGGUUAAUCUUUGUAGUUUUUUUUUCUUUAUUUUCUUAUUUUUUUGUUUGUCUAUACGUACGAUCGCUAUUACUAUUUUGUAAUUAUUAUUAUUAUUAUAAUUAUUAUUUUAUUACUAUUUUAUUAUCAUCGAUUUAUAUGUAAUUAAAAAAAAGAAUAAUUAUUAAUUUUCUAUACUGCGCUAUUUACCCUAUAUAUAUACACAUUGUACAUUUGUAGUAAUUUAUAUUUUCCGCGGUAAGGUCCGUGUUUUUUUUUUUACUCUGCAUGUUUAUAUUUUUUUAUAUAUACAUAUCUUAUAUAUGUGGAACACUGCAAAACCUUUUUAUGUUGUGUGUACAUGCAUGUAAUAUUAUGAUUUUGGAUUCACCAAGCGAGUGCCUUAUGAGAAUCGAAUCGAAUCAUACCAUCUCGUGUGUGUAAGCGCUUCUAAUCCCAACCAACAGAUCAGCACACGCAGACCGGACAGCUUUACGUGCUAUAUGGGAUGUUGGAGCGGCUGUGACAUUACUCUGUGGUAAAGUGAGUUGAGUUUGGUCCGCCAUGGAAAUGGAACUGUGCGCGUCUGUCUGUCGUCACUCGGUUGUGGCUCUGUGAGCGUGCGUUGAUUAUUAUUGUCUUCCUUCUAAAUACACUCUUAAUAAAACAGCAUGCAGCGAGCGCCGUUUAACAUCAAGCGUGAGCUGUAGUGUAGUGCUUUAAAAUGUGCUUCCAAAAGUAAAUCGUACGCAAAAUAGAGCCAAACCGUAAAACCGGCCCCAGACACCCAGUUUAUCAUUAAGCGGACAAAUCUUACCCCACAAACCCUUUGAGCAUAGUCUGCUUACAAAGCUCCCAACACGGAAUGUGCGAUCUGUUCUGUGCGUGCGUACGCUGACUGGGUUAGUUCCGUGUGAUACGCGAAUUGCGUGUGUGGUAGAUUUUCUUUCCAAUUGUUCAUGUGUAAAAUGUAGCAUUAAGGUAAGGGAAAAUGCGUGUGUGAAGACGGCGUAUGUGAAGGUGGAUAUGUUUGUCCAGCAAAUAUAUACAAAUAUAUGAUAAAAAAGUGUAUCGAUGUAAGCGUUUCAGUUAAAAAAAAAUAAAAUCUGUUUACAUCGAGAUGUAAAACAGUGGCAAACAAGCAGAAAAAAAACUAAAUACAAGAAAACACAAAACCCAAUCGUGAUCAUAUACGUUAAACUGUGUAAACACAAACCAUUACACAAACACACUUCGAACAGGUUGAAGAGGAAUUGUAUGAUGCUGUCUCUGCGUAAAGGACAAGUUUAAGCAUUAAAAUGAAAACGAAGAAAAAAAUACAAUACACAAAAUUAUAUAAAAACAAAA